This is a messenger RNA of Postia placenta MAD-698-R-SB12, 1527 nucleotides long. RefSeq lists its product as hypothetical. The coding region runs from base 1 to 1338 and encodes 445 amino acids. The record is from RefSeq and is a predicted model, not a curated record. Gene Ontology annotation, biological process: branched-chain amino acid catabolic process. Lineage: Eukaryota; Fungi; Basidiomycota; Agaricomycetes; Polyporales; Adustoporiaceae. Gene Ontology annotation, molecular function: oxidoreductase activity, acting on the aldehyde or oxo group of donors, disulfide as acceptor. The transcript has 11 exons.
AUGCUGCGAGCAGCGCGUAUCUGUCCUCGUCUUGCUCGACACCACGCGCAAUGGCGUAGUGUAACCACCUCGUCGUCUAUCCAGACACCACACGGGCACCUGCCCUCCACUCAGUCGCCCAUCAUCUCGGAACUCAAGUUCUUCAACUCAGUCACAGGGGACGGCACGCAAAUUCCUACUUACAGGGUCCUUGAUGGGGGUGGGAAGCCAAUUGAGGGUGCUCAGGUGCCAGAGCUCGAUGAGGCAGUGGCAAGAAGAAUGUAUGAGCAAAUGGUCCAAUUGCCGACUAUUGACAAUCUCAUGUACCAAGUACAACGACAAGGCAAAAUCCCCUUCUACAUGACACAUUACGGAGAGGAAGCUACGCUCAUUGGCUCAGCAGCUGCUCUGGCACUGGAUGACGAAGUGCUUGCGCAGUAUCGUGAAUUAGGCAUUCUUUUAUGGCGCGACUGGCCCAUAGAUGCGCUCAUGAAUUCGUGUUUUGGAAAUUGUGAGGACAUUGCUUCCAAGGGGAAGCAGAUGCCUAUGCAUAUCGGCUCUGCCGCUCAUCACUUCCAUAUGAUCUCGUCGCCAUUAGCGACUCAAAUUCCCCAGGCAGCAGGGGUUGGCUUCGCCCUCAAGCGCGAUCCGGCACGACGAGGCAAGAACUGCGCCGUGGUGUACUUCGGCGAAGGUGCGGCAUCCGAGGGCGACUUCCAUGCCGGUAUGAUGUUUGCAUCUACGAUCCCCUCGCCAACACUUUUCAUCGCGCGCAACAACGGCUUUGCGAUCUCGACUCCGGCCUCGGAACAAUAUUAUGGUGACGGCAUCGCGGCGCGCGGGCCGGGGUACGGCGUGCAUACCAUCAGAGUGGACGGAAAUGACGUCCUGGCUAUGUACAAUGCGACCAAGGAGGCACGCAGGCUUUGUAUUGAAGAGGGCCGUGGCGUACUCCUUGAGGCCAUGUCCUACCGUGUCGGGCACCACUCGACCUCGGACGACUCCUUUGCCUAUCGCGGGCGACAAGAGGUUGAAGACCGAAAGCGGCUCGAUAAUCCGCUCUCACGCUUCCGCCUCUUCCUUGAGUCGCGUGGCUGGUGGAGUGCCUCAGACGAAGAGGAGCUCCGUUCACGAUUAAAGAAAGACGUGCUCGCAGCGUACAGGCGUGCGGAGACGUUGCCUCGGCCGCCUGUGAGCGAGAUGUUUGACACGGUGUAUGGCGGCGAGGAACCGUGGACAAUCACAGAGAACAGGGAGGAGCUGAAGAGGCUCCUCAAGAAGUACGGGCAGACAUGGGGACCGUGGCAGGCUGAAUUGCAGAAGCACAAAGGGGCGGGCCAGGAUCUCAUGGGAUCGUGAGCUAAGCGAGAUCCGCAUCAAGGCACGUCUGUUGGCUGCCUGCGCUGCGCGUUGAUUGUACUAGUGGGAGAUAGAUCUGUGGCGUACUUCUGUGACACUGCAGGACGGUAUCCGAUGUCAUGUAUGGUUUGGAGGUAUGGAAGGAAGAACCAUGCGUGAUCGCCGUGUCGCAUGUCUUGAUCCAUCGUC